AUGGAACAUGCAAUUGAAGAAGAGCAUGUUAAGACACUUUCAAUGAAUGAAAACAAGAAAAUGCAAGUAAAAAACUUCAUAUGGUCUAAAGAAGAAUGGCCUACUUUAAAACACGACGAUUUUGGAGACGUUGAAGAUGAUAUUCCGGUGAUAAGUCUUAAUAAUCGUGUUCGUGACAACGAUGAUCAACAAGUUUAUGACAAUCUAUGCAAUGUUAUGGUGAAAGCAAGUGAAGAUUGGGGAUUUUUUAAGCUUGUUGAUCAUGGGGUGUCUAGUGAUAUCGUUGAGAAUUAUAUUACUCGUUUGCAUGAACUUUUUGAUCUUCCAAUGGAACAAAAGCUUAAAGGUGGCAAGACAUCAAGUUUGCCAUUGGGGUAUUAUGCCUCGAAUCCUGAGUAUGGGGAAAAUUUGCCUUGGGCCGAAGUCUUGCAGCUACUUCAAUCGCCAGAAAUGGUUGUUGAAUUCGCGAAAAAGGUAUAUGGUGAUCAAUAUCACACGUUUAGCAAUGCAAUGAUUGAGUACAUGAAAGAAAUGGACAAGCUAGGAAUGGUUAUAUUUAAAAUGUUGGCACAUGGAUUAGGCCUUGAAGAUGACUUUUUCUUUAGCAAAAAUUUUGAAGAAAAAGAGGCAACUUAUUUUAGGGUUAGUAGAUAUCCUCCUUGUCCUCUCCCAGAGAAGAUUGUUGGUAUAGGGAUCCAUUCAGACCCACAAACUUUAACUAUAUUGCAUCAAGAUCAAGUUGGUGGCCUUCAAGUCCUCAAAGAUGAUAAGCAAUGGAUUGGAGUUAGUCCUCUUCCAAAUUCAUUUGUCAUCAAUAUUGGUGACACCCUUGAGGCUUGGACAAAUGGAAGAUUAAAGAGUGUUAUACAUAGGGCAGUGGUGAAUAAAGAGAAGCAAAGGCUAUCAAUAGCAUAUUUUAUGAGUCCAACAAGUAAUGCAAUUAUUGAAUGCCCACCUCAAUUAAUACAUCCAAUUUAUAAUCCAAGAAAAUAUGUACCUUUUACAUGGGCUCAAUUGAGACACCUUCUUUUGACUACUAGGAGGGUUAGGGGCAAAGCAAUUGCCCUCAAUAAAUUUCUUAUAUCUAAUUGA
Solanum pennellii is the source of this 1092-nucleotide messenger RNA. RefSeq names its product gibberellin 20 oxidase 3-like. The record is from RefSeq and is a predicted model, not a curated record. Gene Ontology annotation, biological process: unidimensional cell growth; gibberellin biosynthetic process; response to light stimulus. Lineage: Eukaryota; Viridiplantae; Streptophyta; Magnoliopsida; Solanales; Solanaceae. Gene Ontology annotation, molecular function: gibberellin 20-oxidase activity. The transcript is spliced from 3 exons. The coding region runs from base 1 to 1092 and encodes 363 amino acids.